AAUGAAUCCGACUCCAGCUCGAGUAGCAGCGCCUCCUCCCCGGACAUGGACGGCAUGUCUCUCCGUGAUCACCUUCAUCCUCAUCACCUCAACUCCUCAAACCACAUCGGCUCUUCAGUGUCCUCAUCCACGCAGAGCAGCGAGCACCAGCGCCAGAAGAUAUCCAGCGGAGAACACCUCCUGCUCUCCGGAGACUCAAAAUCUUCAGCCGUGGACAGACUGAAACUCAAGAAACAAGUCAGAGAGGAAAUGUACCACCUCCGGCUUAAGAUCAACGGCCGGGAGCGGAAGCGCAUGCACGACCUCAACCUGGCCAUGGGCCUGCGCGAGGUGAUGCCCUAUGCGCACGGGCCCUCGGUGAGGAAGUUGUCCAAGAUCGCCACGCUGCUUCUCGCCAGGAACUACAUCCUGAUGCUCACCAGCUCAUUGGACGAGAUGAAGCGGCUGGUCGGGGAGAUUUACGGCGGGCAGCACUCUGCUUUCCACGGCCCCGGUGGGCACGGCGGGGGUCCUGCUGCUGCAGCAGCGGCGGCUGCCGCCGCCGCCGCCGCUGCUGUGCACCAGGUGCACCCUCUCCUGGGCAGUGCGUUAACCUCUUCAGGACCUCCCACUCUAACGAGCGGGCUGCCAGGACUCACGUCAAUACGGGCACCCCACCCUCUGAUGAAGGGCUCCCCGGCUGCGCCCCCGGCCCUGCAGCUGGGCCCCGGCUUCCAGCACUGGGCCGGACUGCCGUGUCCCUGCACCAUCUGCCAGGUGCCCCAACCUCCGCACAUGCCCAUCACCUCCACCGGCCUCACGAGACUCACAGGGGAGAAGGACGUGCUGAAAUGAUGCCCACAGACACGCAAAGACUGAGAUGUGAUGCUGAUUGUAAAUAGAGAAUUCAGGGCAUGAGGGUGGAUUCGGCCUCACCUGUGCAUGCUGUUAUUAUGUCUGUUUUCUUGUUUGGCGUAUGAGAAAAAAAUGUUUAUUUUCCUCCUUGUAACAAGGACUUUAAAGACUGCUGAUGAAGGGGAAAAGUGAAAGUUGGGUGUCAUGCAACAAGCUGCCACGAGCCUCCUUAGUGUGACAGAGGUUUAGCCUCACAGUAUAAAGUGAAAGGUGAACGAGGCUGCAUGAACAUUUGGUUUUGAUUUGACAUUUUUCUGCAUCAGGCGUCAUUUUGUGAAAACGAAGAAUGCUCUCUGUGCCUUGUACCAAGGAUUUUAAACUUGAGUUCUAGCCUAUAUGAAAAUAUGAAAUGUAGGCCUAUGUGUUUGGCUAAAAUGGAACUGCUGCCAUUUGUUUGUUUCGGUUAUUAUUAUGCUGAGUGUGUCUCGCUGUUUGUCCAUUUGUGUCCAAAUUUUUCUUUAUUUGUAGCAUUUCUUUUCUGCAUGAUGGUAGCUUCAAUAAUCGCAGCAUGAUUGUUUUGCUGAACUGACUUUGUUAUGCCCAGAGACCCCGUGUCUUUAUUUUUGUACAUUGUUGAUGAAAUAUUUAUUAUCGCCCAGCGUCCCUGGAAGAAAUUUCAAUAAAACUGAGAUUACGAA
Notolabrus celidotus (New Zealand spotty) is the source of this 1532-nucleotide messenger RNA. It is a transcript of the gene olig3, whose product is annotated as oligodendrocyte transcription factor 3. Gene Ontology annotation, molecular function: protein dimerization activity. The record is from RefSeq and is a predicted model, not a curated record. Lineage: Eukaryota; Metazoa; Chordata; Actinopteri; Labriformes; Labridae.